AGCUGCACCAAUCAGGCAGAUUUCGAACUAAAAAAAGGAAAAAUAGGAGCUAAGAGGAGAAGGAAGAACUGAUCAGGACAUGCAUGGUGUGGGAUGGAGAGAUAAUAGUACUUUUUUUGUUUUGUUAUAGAGAUAGUAUAAAAAUUAUGAAUUCGAACUUGUCAUCUUUUUUUUUUUUUUUUUUUCUACUUUCACUAAAGAAUGUCUUUCAGAAUGUUGGUUUUCAUAGUCUUUGAUUGGGAUGAAAUUGUAGUAGUUUUGUUUCAAUUUUGAC
Molecule: messenger RNA, 274 nt
Organism: Linum tenue
Lineage: Eukaryota; Viridiplantae; Streptophyta; Magnoliopsida; Malpighiales; Linaceae
Source: the annotation of a GenBank genome assembly